Molecule: messenger RNA, 640 nt
Organism: Temnothorax curvispinosus
Lineage: Eukaryota; Metazoa; Arthropoda; Insecta; Hymenoptera; Formicidae
Product: mediator of RNA polymerase II transcription subunit 15-like
Exons: 4
Coding region: 177-503 (108 amino acids)
Biological process (GO): regulation of DNA-templated transcription
Molecular function (GO): transcription coregulator activity
Source: RefSeq, a predicted model, not a curated record
GGUUAGAUUGUUCCGUCAAUAUUUUAUUGUGAUUUAAUGGUCGUUAUAUGGUGUGCACUGUGCGUCUCAAACCAAGUCGAACGUGGUAUCUGUUGUACGGCAUAUUUUUGUUGUAAAUUUUUUAUAUCUUUUUUGAGUUUUAUUUAAUUGUACUUUUAAAUAAUUUAACCAAAGUCAUGGCUACUGACGAUUCGUGGAAAACGCAACAUUUUCGACAGAACGUAGUCGCGAAAAUUGACGAAGCGAUACAAGUGUCUGGCAUGCCCACAACAAAAAAUAGCAUGGAAAUGGAGAAUGACGUCUUCCAAAAAGCUAAGACUAAGGAAGAAUACUUGGGUUUUGUUGCCAGAUUAAUUCUUCAUCUCAGAGAAAUGAAUUCCAAAAAGGAUGCGGCUGGUAAUGCACCAGGUACUGCUGGUACCAAUCAUACCUGGUAUGACCAUAAUCAAGUCAUGCCUGAUCCAAUUGGUGCUCUUCAGACGUUGUCCGAACUUUCGUUGUAAAAUUAAAGAAAUACGAUCUCAAAUAUGUGAAAGAAAAUGUGAAUUAUUUUUAUUAUUUUAUGGAGAAAAAAUGUUACGUAUUUGAGAUAUAUACGUUUAAUAUCUUAUCAAAAUACAUUGAGUUUUUUUUCUUAUCA